This is a messenger RNA of Penaeus indicus, 5413 nucleotides long. RefSeq names its product ATP-dependent RNA helicase DDX3X-like (gene bel). NCBI's taxonomy places the organism in Eukaryota, Metazoa, Arthropoda, Malacostraca, Decapoda, Penaeidae. Gene Ontology annotation, molecular function: ATP binding; RNA helicase activity; RNA binding. Gene Ontology annotation, cellular component: nucleus; P granule. The transcript is spliced from 15 exons. The record is from RefSeq and is a predicted model, not a curated record. Gene Ontology annotation, biological process: cell differentiation; gamete generation.
UGACGUCACGGCCGAGGAAAUUGGCUUUGUCCUCCUCAGCGAAGAAGAAGACGGUGACCUGCCGAGUGCCCGCCCUUCCAACCUGAAAAACUCCAGUUCAUUUUUAUUUGUACUAUGAGUAAUGUACCCACCCACAAUGGAGUAGGUCUAGAGCAGCAGUUUGCUGGUCUAGGCUUGGAGGGGCGAGACCACAUUGGUCAACGUGGAGGCGGGCGGGGCAGUGGCAGUAGGGGAGGUGGCCGCUACGUCCCACCCCACUUAAGGAAUCGCCUAGAGGACGCUCCACCCCCAGGUAAGUGCGUAGGCCCUCCUGCCUUUUGGGGUAUCUACAGUCCUCCGUUACCUUAUGGUAUCAUGCAGCAAGGUGGACGGAGGAACGGGGACUACCAGCCAAGUUAUCAGCAGAGAGAUAACAGAGGAGGAGGUGGUGGCUACAGGAGCAAUGAUGGUCAGCGCUUCAGGGAUCAUGAUGACCGCUGGAGGGGAGGACGAGGAGACAACCGCAGGGAUGACCGCCGGGGUUACGAAGACCGUCGUGACAUAGGAGGGAGUGGCCCUCCGCGCAAUAAUAGAUGGAUCGAAGAUGAUCGUGACCGCUCUUCGGGUGGCCAGGGAGGCGGCCGAUGGCAGGACCGUGGAAAUGACAGAGACGACUGGUCACAGCCUCUUGCCAGGAAUGAGGUCCUUGAGGCAGAACUCUUCAAUAAUGUAGGUCCAUCAACCAACAGCGGAAUCAAUUUUGAUAAGUAUGAUGACAUUCCCGUGGAGGCAACUGGCGAAGACAUUCCUCCUUGUAUCAAUAGCUUCGGCGAUAUCAAACUCACAGAGAUCAUCAAACAGAACAUUAAUAUGGCCCGGUAUGACAGGCCCACACCAGUCCAGAAAUAUGCCCUGCCCUUCAUACUUGCAAAGAGAGAUCUGAUGGCAUGUGCUCAAACAGGGUCAGGAAAGACUGCUGCAUUCUUGGUCCCCAUCCUUAACCAGAUAUAUGAACAGGGUCCAGUCCAGGUUAAAAACAACAACCCAAGAGGACGUAAUAAGCAGUACCCUCUGUCUUUGAUUUUGGCCCCCACUCGUGAGUUGGCCACCCAGAUCUACGAGGAAGCUCGCAAAUUCUCUUAUCGGGCCCGAGUUCGUCCAUGUGUGGUGUAUGGUGGUGCUGAUGUUGUGUCACAGAUGAGAGAUCUGUCCCGUGGCUGCCACCUCUUAGUUGCCACCCCUGGACGUCUGGCUGACAUGAUUGACCGUGGAAAGAUUGGUCUUGAUUAUUGCAAGUACCUGGUACUCGAUGAGGCUGACCGCAUGCUGGACAUGGGUUUUGAGCCUCAAAUUCGCCGUAUUGUCGAGGAGGACAACAUGCCUCCCACUGGCCAGCGCCAGACUCUCAUGUUCUCUGCUACCUUCCCCAAAGAAAUCCAGCGACUGGCUCAGUCCUUUUAUGAUGUUUACUUAUUUCAGGCAGUGGAUGAGGUUCCUUCUUUGAUUGCCACGGCGAUUGGUUAGCCCCAUGCGGCUUCUCUAGAGGAAUCUGUUCGUUGUGUGUUACCCUGAUUUUGUCAGCAUCUCAACAAGAACAAUGCAGACAUAUCUCCGUUUUCUGCAGAAUCCCUGACGUUAGUGUUCGUUGAGACCAAAAAGGGUGCAGAUGCCCUUGAGGAGUUCUUGUACCGUCAUGGAUACCCCGUGACGAGCAUUCACGGUGACCGAAGCCAACGUGAGCGAGAGGAUGCCCUCCGUGUCUUCCGCUCUGGCCAGUGCCCCAUCCUUGUGGCAACUGCUGUGGCUGCUCGUGGUUUGGACAUUCCACAUGUUAAGCAUGUCAUUAACUUUGAUCUGCCAUCAGACAUUGAGGAAUAUGUUCACCGUAUCGGUCGAACUGGUCGUAUGGGUAACCUUGGCCUUGCCACUAGUUUCUUCAAUGACAAGAAUCGCAACAUGGUACGUGACUUGGUAGAACUCUUACAAGAGGCCAAGCAGGAGCUUCCCAAGUGGCUAGAGGCUAUUGCCUCUGAGGCACGCUUUGGAGGUGGAGGAGGAAGAGGCCGCGCAGGAGCCAAGCGCUUCGGUGGAGGUUUUGGAUCCCGAGAUUACCGUCAGGCCGACCGCAACAAGGGCCCCCACACGGCAGGGCCUGCUCGUCCAGGUGGAGGCUUCAACAGCUUUGGUGGAGCUGCUCCACACUUCAAUCACUAUGGAGGGUACGGAGGUUUCAGUGGAAGCCAAGGCUACAAUAGCUACAACACCUCUGGCGCUUCAGGGACAGACUGGUGGGGGGGUAACUGAGCCCUGGCAGCAGGAUCUGUGGCACCUUGCCACCUUGUGCAACACUUGUUACACCUGGGACUGUACCAUUAGUGGAAGUGCAGUGUUUGCUUUUUCUUUAGUUUAGACAGGGUAGUGUAAACCCUCAUUAGUAUAUAAGGUAUUUCUGCCACAGCAGGAAGUGUUUGUUAAUUAGCAGUUUACCUAUACUGACAUGUGUAAGAGGUCAGUCUUAAAGAAUGGAACAUGCUUGAAACUGGAUAUUAUCAUUAUUUGAAAGACACUCCCAGAAUUGUGUAUUGCUUUAUAUUGUAACCCGUACUUGUACCCAGUAACAAGUGACCACAAAGUGGCAUAGAAAGUUUCAGCAGCAGUCAAACUUUUUAAGUGUUGUUAAUGCCCAUAACCUGCUGUCUUAAAGGAAAUGUGAACCACUUAUGAUGCGGGGUUCUCUUUUUAAGCUUGAAGUUUCGGUAUGUCACAGGCUUGGAACUUUUCUCUGAAUACUUGACCUUAGACUUGACUGAGCAAAUAUCUUGAUGUUUUUUGUCAGGAAGUCUGCAUCAUACCAAAUAAUACUGACUUUAUUUAGAGGAGAACAUGUAUGUUUCUAAUGCUUUUUUGUGUGAUUAUUAGCAAUCAAGAGGGGGGGCUAAAUAGUAAAAUGUAGCCCCAUCUCAACCUUUAGCAUGGAGCUUAAACUUCCAUGUUCCACUGUGUAGCACUGAGGACUUUGUAGACCCUUUUUUUCAAGUUACAUGUGAUACAGAGAUGAUGCAGAAACUGAGGUCAUUUGUGAAUAAUGUUUUAUCCCUAUGAUGCCCCACAUUGCCAGGAUUGGGCUGCUGUUAACUUUUGUGUCUAAUAUGUAAUGUAGCAGUUGUGUUGCUGGGUGAGAUGUAGUGAAUACAGCCUCAGCAAAAUCAUUAAACAUUGGAAAAAUCACUGAACCGCCCAGGCAACGGCAACAUGCACUCUGUUGCGUUCAUUAAGGUAUUAUAAUUGUAGACUUCUGUAGCAUGGCUUUUGGGAAGUUUAAUUGAUGAUUUGAUAUUUUGCCGUCCCUUUUGAUUGUUGUGUUGAAUGAGCCUCUGGAGCAGCUGUGAUUGCAGUUAUUUCAAAUUUACUUACUUGUUGCUCAGAAGGAACACUUAACUUUAUAACUUGUCUGGAUUACAUUUGGACUUAUUCCAAAUGAGUUAUGUUUUUAAAGACUUAAGGGAUUGAUUCCUAAAGAGGCUCUGCAUGGAGAUGUGUCUUUGUCUCUCCUUCUGGAUUUUGAAGACCCACCAGUUUUUUACUUUAGUUCGGUUGGACUCGGGUGCUGGAUACAGCAUCCUCUACACAGUAGCGGCCAGAGCCGCAACACGUGGCCGCAGCAUCACUCAAGCCUGGUCUCCUGAAGGCAGUGGCUAGCAUUGUUGCAGUAAUGAUCCAUCCCUGAGUCAUACAAAUCACCUGACUAAUCUCAGGGCAUAGGCUUACCCAGUGUUCGACAAAUGUGUUCCUGUCUGGUAAUGUAACAAACUGGGCAGGGAGGCAUCGCUGAUAAGCAGCAGCGAUGCAUUUGAUGCAUCUUAUAUAGAAUCGCUGUGGCACAUUGCAGCCUUCUUAGAUAUUAAGUCAAACUAAUGUAAAUUAUGGGAAGGCCGUGUGUGCCUGGACUCACUUUGGCGAACACUGCCAUUAUUACUGUGAUAUUGUUUGAUGCCCGUGAUGAGGCGGGCAGUAGGGUGCGGGGCCAGGUUUGGGUUGUGGCAGAGAGCGCCCCCGGCAGAGGGCUGCCAGCUCUUCCCUGGCAAGCACUAGCAGGGUUGCAGCAAGUACUGGUAACAGUCAGAGGUACAGCCCACAUUCCACUUUUAUCAUGAUCCUCCACAAAAUGGUUAUAUAGUUAUAUUUCUUGUAAUCUCAGUCAUAGCCUGAGUAUUGCCAAAGAUAUGUUAGUUUGUAUGUUCAUGUACAAAUGUUGUCUUUAUUUAGUGAUCCAUAUUUGUUAUUAUAGAUGCUGACAUAAGCAGUCAUGCUUAUGCUCACCUCAGACUAACUCUAGUCGGUGAUGGCGCGCUGUUCCUCAUUGUAAACAGGCAGGAGUGUGUGUGUGUGUGUACGGAAGAAUUUGGCUCCUGGUUCCCAGUGAACAAAACUGAUUGCCCAUAGAUCUGAAUGUUUGGGCAUUUCUCAUGUUAAUAUAUCUCAUCAGCUCCUUGUAUCACGGUGCUAGAAUUUAAUAUAUUGUCCAGGAGCUUUGAUCAGGUACAAAGUUGGUAGCACAAUGAUCUGUCAAGAAGAUAUUUACUGUGUUCACAAAUAAUUUGGUGUUUUAAUAUAAGCACUGCUCCUGCUCCCAAGUAUGGGAAGCUGCAUUGUUAGCUAGGGUAUUUAAACUAUAAAUUGUGCAAAAUUUUAACUACUCAUGGUACAAUGAUUUAUAAAUGUACAGAUUGUGCAUUUUAUGUAACUGCUUGUGUGGGAUUCUAGCCAAACAAAGACUGUAGGAGUUUUCAGAUUGUAUAAAGUAGAAAUCAAUGUACCAACUUAAAUUGAUCCUGGGGCACUGGAUGUGCUUCCUAAUCAGCUAAGUGACACUUAAAGCAUGUGGAGAUACCGGUAACCUACACAUGAGGUUGCCAGGAACCUCCUGCUACUGCUGCCAACUAUACCAUGAUGUUCAAUGGUUUGAAAGGUAGUAAAUAGUGGCAGUUAUUAGUAUUAUAAUAUGCUGUACCUCAGCUGAAGUAUGUUAUGGUGAAGUUGUUGGCAGUGGCAAGAGGUACCAGGGAUCAACUUUCCACCAAGGAAGAGCAAUGUCAUCUUCCGGGCCCUGCGAGAGCUUGAUUAGCUCUUCCGGGAGGUCAGGAAGUGGUCCUCAACAUUUCCCAUGGAAAGAAAGUGUACCUAAUAUUGGGGAAAUAUACGGGGGGGUCUCUGCGCCAAAUAUUGUGUAGAUAAAAUGUACUGUCUUUUUAUACAAGAUUGCAAGCUAUUUUUUAUUUCUCUCAUUUCUAGAGAUUUAAGGAGAGAUCUCACAUUGAUAGGGAUGGCAAAUUGAAAGUCUACUACUAUUAUAUUCACUCUGGCAUUUAGAACAUUUAUGAACUAGAGAUGUACUCAAGCUUUCUUAAAGUCAAAUAAAAACAGUAAAAUAUUA